Messenger RNA from Bombus huntii, 1458 nucleotides. RefSeq lists its product as uncharacterized. The transcript is spliced from 3 exons. Bases 1 to 432 code for a protein of 143 amino acids. The record is from RefSeq and is a predicted model, not a curated record. Lineage: Eukaryota; Metazoa; Arthropoda; Insecta; Hymenoptera; Apidae.
AUGCCUCUCAGAUCGAACGAGUCCUCUUCAAGGGACACCCUCGAUACUGUUGCAACCUCGGAGGAACGGCGUCGGACCGGAAGAUACGUCGCCGGUGGAGCUGUGCUGGCAAUCAUGCUACUCGCUGUGCAUCAUGCACUCUUACGGGAAGCGUCCACCAUAGCUGGUGUCAGCAUACCGGCCAUAAUAAUGGUGUGCUACAUUAUCUGGAUCCUGUAUUCUGCCCACAGGGACAGACGAAAGGCGUUGCGAUUCGCCACAGCGAUGCAACUGACAGAAGUAAUCAGCGUACCAGCCACUUCCAACGAGAUGAUCUGCAGAAACGGGACGAGCAAGAACGAGAUACGAAAGGCGGAUUCGUCGAAGCUGGCUUACGAUACGCGAGCAUCCCGCGAGAAUCCUGCGUUCUCAUCCAAGGACGAAGCUGCGUGAAAGGAGCCACGGAGAACUCGCAUUCUUCGACCGGACUUUCCUUGGUUUUUCACGACGAAUAACGAAUUCUUCGAUAAAUACCUUCCUUCAGCCGCGAAUUCUUCGUCUCAUCUCUUCAGCGAUCACUCGAGCGACGGUUUCUUGCCGGGUGGUUAUUACGUUUUACUGCUAAUAGCAAUAAAUACGUAAGUUCGCAUCGGUAGCGUUGAACGAGUCCCAUUCGAGCGGACAAGUUUCGCAAGAUAGAAUUAUUUGUUUGGUCCGCCGGUGGGAUUAUUUAGCUGCGUGACGCAACGUUUUCGUUGGCGGUAGCGGCGUGUGCACGCCGCCCUUCUUUCGCAAAUAAAUCUAUGCAGUGGCGGAGAUAAAUUUCGAAAAGCGUCGCGAUCGCUUGGGAAAUUUAUUCCGAGCAAUCGCCACGACAAAUCGUUGCGGCUAUUUUGCGGACGAAGCUUCGAGCGUGGAUCGAUUUCGGGCACCUUUCCCUUGGAGAUCUACGGUCGACUUGGAUCCGUUUAUUUCACGAACCACUGUGAUUUUUUAUCCUUAUGGGUGAGAUGCCGUCCAUGCAGAUUGGUUAGAAGGUCCAUGUGUCGGAUUACGAGAUAGAAACCGUGGAAAGGCCAUAUUUCCAUGGUUACUUAAACUCCGAGCUGCUCGUAAAUUACGAUUAUGAAGAGUGACGCGGAAUAAUAGUCGAAAAAUACGAGCUGCGUUUAAUACGACUUAACGCAAGCUUCCUUAUCCUAUCGUUUUUGCUCAUUCUGCUCGAGCGACGGAGCAAAUCGGAAAGCGACGAAUAAAACGACGAAGCAUUGUUUUUAAUAAAAAUUCAAUAAAAUCCAACAAGCGUCUAUUUUGUCUAAGAAUGAAACCGACGAAUUAUAACUUUUUCUUGCUGGAUCGCGUAAAAUAUUUUGAUAUAUGUAAAAAACCUUACAUGAAUAUAUAUUGUGUGCCGUAUGAAACAUUUGAAAAUUUUAUUAGCGCUGUAACGAGACACAGCUAUUUUGACUGCACUCGUGC